AUGCCACCCAAAAAAGUAUUACUUUACUGUCUAGUUCUCAGUAAACCUAAAACUUUCACUUUUUCAGUUAGAUAUAAUAAUAAUUAUACUAUAGCAUUACCUACUGCUAAUCAUAUUCACCUUAUUGUUAUUGUACCUGAUAUUCUUACUACUGCUGCUAUAAGAGACAAUAAAAUUAUUACUAGACUUGACAAGAUUGUUAAGAAUGUUGAAGAUAUUGAUAAGAAUAUUGAAGAUAUGAAGAAAAAAAAAUCUUCAGAACAAAUAUCAGUUGUAAUUAAAGGAAUUUGA
Messenger RNA from Funneliformis caledonium, 291 nucleotides. Lineage: Eukaryota; Fungi; Glomeromycota; Glomeromycetes; Glomerales; Glomeraceae. The record is from the annotation of a GenBank genome assembly.